Misgurnus anguillicaudatus (oriental weatherfish) is the source of this 2693-nucleotide messenger RNA. It is a transcript of the gene dhrs13b.1, whose product is annotated as dehydrogenase/reductase (SDR family) member 13b.1. Lineage: Eukaryota; Metazoa; Chordata; Actinopteri; Cypriniformes; Cobitidae. The record is from RefSeq and is a predicted model, not a curated record.
GGCUGCCUGCGUCCCAUUUGUAGGAUGCAUACGUCAUCAUGACGGUCAUAUUUCAAAAUAUUAACAAUUAUAAAGUUAACUCUUAUUCUUAGUUAAUCGUAAACUGUUGUAAUCUGUUUAUGACCUGCGAAUGUGGUGCUCGGUUAACUGAAAUAAACCAGGCUUAAUGACGUAUGCGACCUCAGGAGGAUUUUUUUUUACCUCAGGAGGAUGCAGCCUUCCGAUUGAGAAACGGCCAUAGUGUAAACGAGUUAUGUAGAUAUUGCGAAUCGUUACUUCCGUGUUUUUGUGUCUUCUGCUGUGUGUUCCACGUGAAUCAUGACAGAGCUUCUGUUGAUCGCGGGUAUUUGCAUUGCUGUGCUGAUAAUAUUUCGACAAUUUGUAAUUGGGGCAAAAUGUAAAAGCAAGACAAAACUCCAUGGCAAAACUGUCAUCGUAACAGGCAGUAACACGGGUAUAGGUAAAGCGACAGCAGUGGAGCUAGCAAAGAGAGGAGCCAGAGUCAUUUUAGCCUGCCGAAACCAAGUGCGCGGAGAGGUUGCUGCUACAGUUGUUAAACGAGAAAGUGGAAGUAAAAAUGUGGCGUUCAUGCAGCUGGAUUUGGCCAGUUUGAAAUCCGUGCGCUCCUUUGCAGAAGCUUUUCUUAAAACAGAGGAUAGACUGGAUAUUCUCAUCAACAAUGCAGGAAUCUCUUUGCAGGGAACUACAGAGGAUGGUCUCGGUCUCAUGUUUGGUGUCAAUCAUAUCGGUCAUUUCCUCCUGACUAAUUUGCUGCUGGAUAGAUUGAAAGAAUGUGCACCAAGCCGCAUUGUCACAGUAUCUUCAUAUGUUCACAAUUUUGGUAAACUGGACUUUGACUGUCUUCGCAAACACAAGGAGUUUGGGGUGGGGGAGAGUUUCAUUGAUAUCUUAAAGAUCUAUGCGCACAGCAAACUGUGCAAUGUGCUGUUCACACAUGAGCUUGCAAAGAAGCUACAAGGAAGCAAUGUGACCUGUUACAGCCUUCAUCCAGGUGCCGUAGACACAGAUUUGGCUCGUUAUAUGAAUAAAACGUUAAGGAGGUUUGUAUACAGGCCCAUCGCAGCUCUGUUUUUUAAGGAUGUGGAAGCCGGUUCCCAGACGACUCUACACUGUGCCCUGCAGGAGGGCAUUGAAUCCCUGAGCGGCAGGUAUUUCUCCAAUUGUGCCGUGCAGAAGGGAACGGACAAAGCACAGGAUGAUGCUGUGGCCAAGAAGUUAUGGGAAGUGAGUGAGACUUUAAGUGGCUUGUCAUGAAGUUACAACAGUCACAGUACAACAUCCGAUCUACUUCAGUCUACAGCUAUUAUGACAGCUAUGCAAAUCCAAAGGUGCACUUGGUCUAGUUCUUAAACAUGAUUAAAAAUUCUUCUUCAAUCACAUUUAGCAAAUAUAAUUUUCUGUUUAAUUUUUGUAAUGGAAAAGAACAUAUGAUCGAUCUGAACAGUUACAUAGUGCUUAGCUUAUUUUAAAGCACAUCAGUUUAUACAGAUGGUCCACAUAAGUUUACAUUUGAAUUGAAUUUGUGGUCUUAUGUGAAAUAAAGUUAUUUGGAAACAUUUAAAAUGGUGAUUUUUGUUUUUAUAUAGAUUUGGUGGUGUAAUUAUAUUAUAGUAAUUUCUGUUUUGAAAGCAUUUCAACCUUUGGCUUAGUUGCAGUGAAACUGGUAAUGUGAGGCAGUGUUUAGACAAUGAUUAACUAGCAUAGUUUAUAACAUUAUCUCAGCAAUUCAGAUUUGUUUCACUUUCUUUUAUACUCUACUGUCACAUAAUGUAUUUUAAUACAGCUGAGAGAUCAAUACAGUAUUUACAUUUCUGACACUGGAAGUAUGAAAUUACUAAACGUGACCCUUAAAUACUGUGUUAACAAGCGGUCACAUCCACUAAACUGAUAAAUUCAUGAUUUAUAGCCACAACGUGGUGGGGUGGUUUCAGGCUCACUGUAAGUAACGGAUGCUUUACACAAACAGAAACCGUAAAACACAUCUUUGUUAACAGGAAGUGUAAAAAUAUUUUUAGUUUAUUUUAAAACUGGUGAAAAGCAGUCUGGGUAAUUAAUGGUAAACAAUGCAAGGUGUGGUUCGGUUUAAAGAACAAUAGGCGUGAAUCUGUAUAUAGCUAAUAGCACCUUUGUGGGUUUUGGUUUCGUUUUUAUUUAAUGUAACCGUCAUAACGCUAUAUUUGAAAUAUAUAAAAAAAAACUACAUUAUGUAUCUUUUAUAUUUUUUCCUUAAUUACUCUAUUUAUUAAAAAACUUUCCUCUAAUUAAAACACUUACUUUUUCAGUAACACCGGAUGGCACUUACAUGUAAUUUCAGUGUUUGUAUUUCACUGCUUGCAUAGGCUAAAAUCUUUAAACCAAUAAUGUUACAAAUGUAACCUCUUAAGUUGUAAAUUUAAUCACGUUAAAAAUUAUAUUGUGCAAAGAUGCAUGUGGUUACAGACCAAUCUGACCAUGCUAUAAGGAAAAGACAAAGUAAGAGAUAGACAAGGGGACCUGGUCGGGUUUAUGUGAAAAAAAAUGAAGAAAAAAUGCUUCAUUAGGCUCAUUCAGUUCUUUGUUUGUGGAUGUGUGUGUGGGUCACAUUAAGGAUGUUGUUCUUCUUUUAUGUGCACGAUAUUCAUUGUGUUGGAUUUAUUGAUGGUUUUCAAACAAAUAAAACAAAAAUGGCUCUA